AGCUGGGAUGUCACUCAGCGUCGUCGUUCUUUUAUAACCUAAAAGGGAAUUCAUUUCAUUCCAAACAGAAGAUACAUUCGAAUAUCGCUGUCUGCUUGCUCGAAUAGGUUUUGACAUCGUUUGGAAGUGGUGCCGCCUUGGGAUCGCCUCUUUUGAACGGGACACCUUGCAAAAAUGGAAGGGCUGAGUGGGAGAGGAGAAGUUUAAUGAAGUCAGUUCAUGCGUGAGUGUCCAAUGGACCUUUGUCGCUGGUGUGGUUUAGAGAGGGGAUCUGCCGCAUUUUCCGGACAAACCUGGAUUUACAGCAGAUGGUACGGGAACAAUACACCAGAACAUCACAAGGCACAAGCCUGCAGAAUCCAGAGAGCCAGUAUGUCUACAAAAUUGGGAUCUAUGGCUGGAGAAAACGAUGCCUCUACCUUUUUGUUCUACUUCUGCUUAUCAUUUUGGUUGUGAACUUUGCACUGACAAUAUGGAUCAUCAGAGUUAUGUGGUUUAAUCCGGAAGGAAUGGGUUUGCUGAAAGUUACAAAAAGCGGACUUCGUCUGGAUGGAGAGUCCGAGUUCUUAUUCCCCCUAUAUGCCAAAGAAAUUCACUCCCGAGAGGAUUCAUCUUUGCUUCUUCAUUCCUCACAAAACAUCACACUUAAUGCACGUAACAUGAAUGGUGAUGUGACGGGCAGAUUAACAGUAGGGCCAAAAAUUGUUCAGAUCCAAGGUCAACAAUUUGAAAUUAAGUCCAGCAGUGGCAAGAUGUUGUUUUCAGCAGAUGAGAAUGAAGUGGUUGUGGGAGCAGACAAGCUUUGUGUUACUGGUCCUGAAGGGGCUCUCUUUGAACAUUCUGUGGAAACCCCACUCAUCAAAGCUGAAGCAUUUAAGCAACUAAGACUGGAAUCUCCAACUCGAUCUCUCAGCAUGGAUGCACCAAAAGGUGUUCAUAUUAAAGCGCAGGCAGGAAACAUUGAGGCUACAUCUCAGAUGAAUAUUAUGCUCCACACUAGCGAUGGAAUGUUAGUACUGGAUUCUGAAACUGUGCGCUUGCCCAACUUACCUCAUGGGACAAGGGGAGUACCUGGAAAUUCUAAUGGACUUUAUGAAGUGUGUGUUUGCCCAGAUGGGAAACUGUAUCUGUCAACUGCAGGAGUGAGCUCCACGUGCCAUGAAUACAGCAGGAUCUGCCAGUAAAUCAGCCUGCAGAAAGUCCAAACAAGUCUAAAUUCCCAUGAUUAGAAGAAUUUGUUUUUUCAGCAGAAAUUUUAAAAAGCAACAUUUCAAAAGUUUUAAGGAUAAACUGUUCAAGAAAAAAAUAAUUUCCUUCAUUUAGAAGAUUUUAAUCAUGAACUUGAACUGGAUCGUAAGAUAAACUGAAGAGCACAAUAAUGCAGCUUUUCUGAAGAACUGCAAACUUAAAAGCAACUUUGUCUGUAUUUGUACAAUAGAAAUUAAAAAAACACAACUUUCAUUUUAAUUAAACAAUAUUCUGAAUUACUGAAUCUUA
This is a messenger RNA of Erpetoichthys calabaricus (reedfish), 1497 nucleotides long. RefSeq names its product sarcoglycan, gamma (gene sgcg). Gene Ontology annotation, cellular component: sarcoglycan complex; sarcolemma. Gene Ontology annotation, biological process: heart contraction; cardiac muscle tissue development. NCBI's taxonomy places the organism in Eukaryota, Metazoa, Chordata, Cladistia, Polypteriformes, Polypteridae. Bases 309 to 1184 code for a protein of 291 amino acids. The transcript is spliced from 8 exons. The record is from RefSeq and is a predicted model, not a curated record.